Triticum aestivum (bread wheat) is the source of this 1079-nucleotide messenger RNA. RefSeq lists its product as uncharacterized. The coding region runs from base 61 to 819 and encodes 252 amino acids. NCBI's taxonomy places the organism in Eukaryota, Viridiplantae, Streptophyta, Magnoliopsida, Poales, Poaceae. Gene Ontology annotation, molecular function: protein binding. The record is from RefSeq and is a predicted model, not a curated record. The transcript has 2 exons.
AGAGGAGAACAUAACAAAGGAACAGGAAGCAGAAAACCUUACCCUGAUGCUAAUCCCGUCAUGGCAGGACCUAGCCCAUCCCCAGCUAUGGCGGCGGCGGCGGCGGCCACGCCGGCGAGGGCCUGGUGGCGGCCGGAAAUCCCCGCGACCGCCGCAGCCGCUGCUGGCAGCUGCUUCUUCCGUGCCGGAGGAAAGCGCUUCAGUACAGGACUUCAAAUGACAGGCAGAGCCAGCAGCAUCCUCCCUCACGUCAAGAGCGGGGAGGCAGCGGAAGGGAGCCCCAACGCCGACGCCGACACCGCCACUGCGACCGCCCCCGUUGUCGACGAGGAGACCCUCCGCAAUGACCUGGAGACGGCGAUCGAGGAGGAGGACUACGGGCGCGCUGCCAAGCUCCGGGAUGAGCUCCGACACCUGCGAGAGGACGGGCGGUCGUCGUUGCUGGCGGCGAACGCGCGGUUCUACGACGCGUUUCGGGACGGUGACCUGGCGGCGAUGCACGCGGUGUGGGCGAAGGGGGAGCACGUGUACGUGGUGCACCCGUCGGCAGGGCGCAUCUCCGGCUACGAGACGGUGAUGCGGAGCUGGGAGAUGGUGUGCGACGCCGACCACGAGUUCCCGCUGCGGUUCGACCUGCAGGACGUGGAGGUGCACGUCAAGGGGGAUAUUGGGUACGUGACCUGCCUGGAGAUGGUGAAGACGAGGGGCAGCGGCGGCAGCUGGGGCAAGCAGCUCGCCACCAACGUCUUCGAGAAGGUCGCCGGCGAGUGGCUCAUGUGCGUCCACCACGCCUCCCAUCUCGACGACGACGACGAAUGAUCAUGGAAGAUGGAUGAUGACCAGGUUCGAACACAGGAGGUUUCGCGGUACAGACGUGAGCGUAUAGAGUUACAGGCCAUACCAUUCGUCAGAGUUGAGAGACGUUUUAUCAUUUCUAGUUCUUCCAUUUUUGUAUCAUCAUCAAAUACAUAUGCUAAUUUUGUAUUAUCAAAUACAUAUCCUAUUUUGUGGAACCCUCCGUCCCGCUCAAACCAAUGUAUAAGACGGAUUUCAAUGAGUGACGGAAGUUGUUUUCUUUU